Messenger RNA from Staurois parvus, 747 nucleotides. NCBI's taxonomy places the organism in Eukaryota, Metazoa, Chordata, Amphibia, Anura, Ranidae. The record is from the annotation of a GenBank genome assembly.
GGUACCGAGUCAUCUGGCAGGACCGCGAUUACUGGGUCACCAAGAUCGACAGCGGGCACCGAGUCAUCUGGCACGACAGCGGGCACCGAGCCAUCUGGCACGACAGCGGGCACCGAGCCAUCUGGCACGACAGCGGGCACCGAGCCAUCUGGCACGACAGCGGGCACCGAGCCAUCUAGCAGAACCGCGGGCACUGGAUCACCAAGCUCGACAGCGGGCACCGAGUCAUCUGGCAGGACAGCGGGUACCGAGCCAUCUGGCAGAACCGCGGGCACUGGGUCACCAAGCUCGACAGCGGGCACCGAGUCAUCUGGCAAGACAGCGGGCACCGAGUCAUCUGGCAAGACAGCGGGCACCGAGUCAUCUGGCACGACAGCGGGCACCGAGCCAUCUGGCACGACAGUGGGCACCAAGCCAUCUAGCAGAACCGCGGGCACUGGGUCAUCAAGCUCGACAGCGGGCACCGAGUCAUCUGGCACAACAGCGGGUACCGAGUCAUCUGGCACGACAGCAGGCACCGAAUCAUCCGGCAAGACAGCGGGGACCAAAUCAUCUGGCAAGACCGUGGGCACUGAGUCAUCUGGCAAGACCGUGGGCACCGAGUCAUCUGGCAAGACAGCGGGCACCGAGUCAUCUGGCAUGACAUCGGGCACCGAGUCAUCUGGCUCGACAGCGGGUACCGGGUCAUCUGGCUCGACAGCGUGUACCGGGUCAUCUGGCAUUGGAUCAUCUGGCUCGACAGCGGGC